Messenger RNA from Colossoma macropomum (tambaqui), 1263 nucleotides. Its product is annotated as scavenger receptor cysteine-rich type 1 protein M130-like. The transcript is spliced from 3 exons. Bases 1 to 774 code for a protein of 257 amino acids. Gene Ontology annotation, cellular component: membrane. Lineage: Eukaryota; Metazoa; Chordata; Actinopteri; Characiformes; Serrasalmidae. The record is from RefSeq and is a predicted model, not a curated record.
AUGUGUGUGACAGGUUUCAAUUGUUCAGGGAGUGAAGCUCAUCUGGGGAACUGCAGCAGUGCACAAGCAGUCAACUGCAGCUCCAGAGAACAGCUCUCAAUCACCUGCUCUGGUAAGUUUAAUCCAGCUCACAGCUCCAUCAGGCUGGUUGGUUCUGGGGGAGGCUGCGCAGGAAGGCUGGAGGUUUUCCACAGCAGCUCAUGGGGGACAGUGUGUGAUGACUUUUGGGAUAUUAAGGAUGCACAGGUGGUGUGCAGACAGCUGCAGUGUGGAGUGGCCCUCAGUGCUCCAGUACCAGCGCAAUUUGGACCUGGAAAUGGACCCAUAUGGCUGAAUGAGGUGGAAUGUGAGGGGAAUGAGGCAUCCUUGUGGAGCUGCAAAUUUCAGCUAUGUGAAGAGGACGAAUGUGGACACAAAGAAGACGUAGGGGUUGUGUGUUCAGACUUUAAAGAGAUCAGACUCACUGAGGGCUGUGAGGGGAAUCUGGAAGUGUUCUACAAUGGAACCUGGGGUAAUGUGUGUGUAAAUGGGAUGGAUGAAGAAACAGCAAGUUUGAUCUGUCAGGAGCUGAACUGUGGAAGAUCUGGCAGUGAGUUCUGGGCCAAAGCAAGAGUGGAAUCAGCUCCUAACUGGCUGGAUGAUCUGAAAUGUAGGAGACAUGACUCCACUCUGUGGCAUUGUCCAUCUUCCCCCUGGAAACAGAACUACUGUGAUAAAAACAAUGAGGUGGCUCACAUUACCUGCUCAAGUAGGCAACUUUUAAUGUUCUUAUGAAUUUUCCCUGUGUGUGCUAAACAUAAAUCACAUCAGGAAUAAAUCUGGCUUCAUUAGAUAAGUUAAAGCACCAGCUGAACAGAAUUAAAAUAUAUAAGCAAACAGCUUUAUAUAUUUAGUGGCUAAUGAAAGACCUUACCAUAUUCGUAGAAGAUGAAAAUGAUCGUCUGUUACGAAGCCAUCUGAAAAGCUCCUCAUCUCUUCAUCACAGAAAGUGCUCAAGUAAGUACACUUGCAAACAAACAUGAUCAAUAUUUCAAUAAGUAAAAUAUUAAAGUGUCACAUAUGUUAGACACGUUAUUCCUUCACACAAAUAUUAAUGGCCUUUGAAUCAGUAUAUUGUACUGAGUGAAUUGAGAGAGUGAAAAUUUACACUUUAUAGCUGUAUUGUUACUCUGUGUGCUUAUGCUGGUUUAUCAUUGUCAUCUUCUCUUGUGUUAUAUGUGCGAUGUAGACCACCUCCCUCUCAGGCUGAGGGGAGGAAAGGGA